Arachis ipaensis is the source of this 1918-nucleotide messenger RNA. Lineage: Eukaryota; Viridiplantae; Streptophyta; Magnoliopsida; Fabales; Fabaceae. The record is from RefSeq and is a predicted model, not a curated record.
UUCUCUGGACGAGUCUCUUUCUCAUCACACUCUCACUCAAGCUCAACCUCUCUCACCUCUCUCACGGCUGCUGUUGUCGCACUCACUCACUCGGCUGGUAACCUCUGUCUCUUCUUGCUUCGGCCGCUAGUUGGUCAGAUUCCUUCACCGUCUGUUGGUCCCUGGGCAGGUGGUGUUUUGUGGUUCCAGAAUUUAAUAGAGCUCUCUCAAGUUAACAAAGACCAACGAUGGACGUCAACGACCCUUUGGAUUUCGAGUUAGAGGAUGAAUUUCUCAAACCCCCGCCCAAAGUUAGCAAUAAAAGGAGGAAGAAGGUUAUUGGGUUGGAUGAUCUUCUUACUGAUCAUUUAAGAGAACAGGAAAAGCUCAAAGAAGAACAAAAUGAGCAGGAAAAGCCAAAGACGAAAAAGGCUAAGAAGGAUGCAAGUUCCUAUGAUGAUGAUGAAGAUCCCAGGGAAGCUUACUUGACAAAACUUGUUGAGAAGUGUGAAAAUCAGUUGAAAGAUUUUGGUGAAGAAGAAGAUAUUCCUCUCUGGGGAGUGAAAGUCUUUGGAGAUAAGAAAGCCUUUCCACCGCUGGAAUUUCCUGAGCUUGGAAGCUGCAAACUUCUGCAGUCAUUUUUGAACAGUGAGCUGAAUUCUGUGGUGGAAUUGGCAGCCGAAAAAGGUGAUAACUUUCUUGAAGGAUUGCUCAUCAAUGGUUGGCUUCCAAAAUUAGCAUUCCUCUGUGGUCAUAUAGAAAAACCAGUAGCCAUUUGGUCCUUCAACACAAUGUUAUAUUCAUCAAAUGAAGAGCUUCGAAACUCAUCCUCUGACUUUUGGUGUGCAGUUCUCUCUUCUAGAAAAGAGGUUGAUCAAUUGCCUGUCGAAAUUGGUUGGUUUCCUGAGUACUCAGAUUUGAGAACAGCUCUUGACACUCAUGGGUUUCUUUUUGAAUUUUCAUCCAGUGGUGAACCCAAAAAUUUAGAUUCUGACACUGGAGAACCACCCCAAAAUAUUAGAGCCUGGCUCAAAUUUGUCACUGCUUGUUGUUUAAUACGGAGUAAAAGACCAGUAUUUUCUGUUGUAGAAGCUGAAGAACUCAUUGAAAUUAUUAUAUGUCUAUUUCUAGAUCGCCAGUUUCAAGGUUUAUUAGUGCUUUUGAAUGAUUGCGUAGAAGCGAUUGUCAAUUACUUCACAGACCAGGAAUGGCAUUCAAGUUGUGAGAACAUAGCAAAAUUCAUUGCUUCCAGAGUCUCAAAGGAUUUGAAUUGCAUCCAAUCUGUUGAGUGCAUACCGGUAGCUAGCUCCCGUUGUAAGCAACUUAAGAGUGCCAUGGCGUAUCAGAACCUACUUUCCUGUUUUGAUGGAUUUUUGUGUCAGGCCCACAAUGGAGAAGACAUCCUGAGAUUGCUUAGGGCAAUUAACUUCAAAGACAAAAGUUGCGAUUUCUUCAAGAUGUACAUUCACCUAGUUUUGACAGAGAACUGGGUUUUGUCCAACUCAUUAAUCGAAGACAAUCCAGUAAUCUAUGAAAUGUUCUGUCUUUUUCUAAGACAAUGCUCUAGCUUGAUUUCAGCAUCAGACCUACGAUCAUAUGCGUCAAAGGUUCGUCAUAGGGCUGCAUAUCUUAUGCACUUCUCCAUCUACAAGUAGUUGGUUUCUUUCUUGUGUAGAGCCUUAAAGGACCAUAUUUUGAAGGGUAAGAGUUUGCAAGAUUAAAGUGGCAUGGCUUCAGCAACUUAUUUUGACCGAGAUUCUUCAGACUCCCGGAUAUUUUUGCUACUUGUUGGGUGGCAUGAAUCAAUAUCUAAGUAGCUGACAAUUAUGAAUUAUCUACCUUUUAUCCAAUUACCUUUUGUUAAAUGCCCUGCAUUUGUAAAAUCCAUUGUAUAUCAAUCAAACUCUUUUAACCAAAGCUGCAUCUCACGUUGCAUUUC